GUGUUGGCGCUGCCCGAAGUGCGGCGAAACCGGCCGAUUUCAUUCAGUCGCCGACAGUUGCGAAGUGUAGUCACGAACAGCGGAACCGCGUUUCAGUGUCAGCGGAUUCGCGAACGUUUGCCGUCGCGACGUUCAUCCGCUCGCGCGUUUGGGAAACUUGACAUCGUCGCACACCGGCGAACUUGAUUCUAUCAAGUCGGCGAUGGCCGCUGCUCUUGUUCCUACUUGGAUUACGACUUGGUUACUUCAUCUCUAAUACGGGGAACAGUGUCAGUGGAAUCUGUGACUACUAACCCAACUUUCCUUUUAGCGUCGUUGCUAAUUAGUGUGGCUGUGCGAUUAUGUGUGCUCUAGUCAGUGCGUAACUGUCCUGUGAUUGUAGCUCCUUUUUCCCCCUUUUGGAUAUAGUAUGUUGGAACACAGUGCUAUGUAUCUCAACGCUACUCCCCCCUAUGAAGAGGACACCUUCUUUUCAGAGUUUUACACACGGGUUGGACCUUGCGAGCUGCAGGAGCCGGUGUGGGCAAAAAUGAAUGCUCUCACCGGAAUCAAGCAGAAAAGGAAAAAGUCGGAGAACAAGCCGCAAACGCAAAUCAACAAGUGCAACAAUGAAAAGCGACGCCGAGAGCAAGAAAACAUCUACAUAGAGGAGCUGGCCGAGCUGAUUUCCGCCAAUUUUGCGGACAUGAGCUCGCUCUCCGUCAAGCCGGACAAGUGUGCCAUCCUGCAAGAAACGGUCAAUCAAAUACGCCGCAUCAAGCAACAGGACUCCGCCAAUCAACAGAACGCCGAUCCUGUGCAGCAGGGCGAAGUCUCCUCGUCGCGGCCCACAAUCCUCUCCAACGAGAUCUACGGGCCGCUGCUUCUAGAGGCCUUGGAGGGCUUCCUCUUCGUGAUAAACAGCGAGGGAAGGGUAGAGCAUGUGACGGAGAACGUGGACACCUACCUGCGAUACACCAAGGAGGAUCUCAUAGGGAAGAGCAUCUACAAUUUUAUGCACCUGGGCGAUCACACGAAGUUCCAUUCCAAUCUUCUGCCGAUGACCAUCGAGUGGGGCAACGAGCUGCAAGCGCCCACCCGAUCCAAAUCCAUCGAUGUUCGAUUGCUGAUCAAGCCGGAUGAUCUGGAUGAGACGCUAGAGCAGAAGAGUCAAAGAGAGGCCUGCUACGAGUUGAUGCACAUCUCCUCCACCCUGCUACGGGAUCAGCUGUCCGUAUCUGAGGACGACGGAAGCGACAACGGACCCUGCCUGCUUUGCGUGGCCAGCAGGAUUUCGCAGCGUGAAAAGGGGGCGUGCUACUUCGAACAGUUCACCACCAAACUUGACACGUCGGGCAAAAUCAUCUGCGUGGACACUUCGGGCGUUUCCGAGCCGAUUUCGCAAUUGCUGCGCAAAGACUUCAAGGGUCGCGUGCUGCGCGACUUUGUGCCCGCUCAGGACGUUCACAAGAUCACCGCGCAUAUCAAAGAGACGCUCAAUUCGGGUUCCUCAAUCAGUUCGGUCUAUCGCAUCCAGGUGGCUCCCGAUAAGUUAGUGACCGUACAGACUAAGUCCAAGUUUUUCAAGACGAACCCACACAGCAGCUGUGAUACGGACUUUAUUAUGGCCACUCACUCGAUUAUCAGUGACAACGACACUUUGGAUCCAGGUGGGGGAAUUGGGGGACCCCUGAUGAACAGCAUAGUGAAUGGAGUCGGAACCCCCACUCGCAAUGGCCCCCCUUCCAUUGGCGAUUCCGGGCCUCCUUCCUCCUCAGCGUCCACGGCGAGUCUGAUCCAGACAGCUUCAUCCGGCACGAAUUUCCCCACGGAAUUUCUGGACAACGAUUUUCCUUCAUUGGAUUUCCCCACCACAACGUGGGACUUGGAGCCGCCCUGGCCUGAAACUGCUAGGCCGAACUCUAGGCAGAGUCUAACUCCGGUUUCGACACCAACGCCCAGGCCACCAAGUAAUCCAUCGUACAGCAAUGCGCCUACUGUAGUCCAAAGUCCGAUGACGCAUUACACGACGAUGGCCAGUCCAGGACAGCCAAUCACCGCCAAUCAGGGACAGCAGAGCCAACCGAGCAACUACAUGCUGUUGGGUCUCAUGGAGGACUUUUCCGAACAGCCAGUUUAUCCGGUUGAUGAGCAGAAAGAUACCAAAGCACUAGAUGAGCCGAGCAACCAUCCAGGGCCUCAAAGGCUCCGGGUGCUGCUGACCAAUCCUCCAACGGCCAAUGCGAACAGCAGCCAUAUGAACGAUCAGCAGGACGGGAAUCGCGAUCGCAUUCUGAAGGAGCUGUUGAAUCAGCAGGACGACGACCAUGGGGUGCGGAUGGAUAGCAGGAGCAAUGCGCGCCUGAUGAGCAACAGGGGGCAGAUGGUGGAGCCUCCCAAGAACUCCUCGUCUUCCUCCACUGGCAACAAUAUGUUACGACAGUUGCUGAACGACAAGAAUGAUGAUGUCGACGUUGUGGGCAGGGCUGGAAUGAAGAAAAGCGAAUUGCUGCAACAAUUGCUGAAGAAAGAUAGCGACGACGAUGACGAUAAGAAGAACGAGAACAUUAAGCAUGAAGAUAAACUGUUGCAGAACUUGGGAUUCCCUACGUCUUCCACUGGAAGCGAACAGCGACGGGCCCCAAAGCGACCCAGCGACGAAAAAGACGAAAGAGAACACAAGAGGAAUAGCAAUGGGGCGCAGGUGUCAUCUACGGGUUCUUCGGAAAAAAGCGAAAUCUACCAAAAGAACAAGAUGUUGGCGUCGCUGUUGGAAAAUCCAACUCCAACGCCACCAUCGAUACCCCCUAUUCCUGCCAGUGUGAUUUCCGCCACUCCUCAAGAAAAACUGCCUCGAGUGAUCAGCGAUCCGGCCAAACUUAUCGGCGGAACAAUGGCGCAGACCAACUACCGGCAUAAUAAUGCGGGCAGAAUGAACGCCCGACAGCAACCAAACUACCUCAACAACAACAACUUUCAGAGACCUGUUUCUGGAAUGUACAACCAAACCCAGGCCACACCAGAGAACCAAUGGGGAGAGAACAACAACUUCCACGGCGUGGCCGAUCCCGAUCUUUCGGACAUUCUGGACACUGUCCUAGACUUCGUGCCGGACAGUGGCCUGCUGAUGGACGGCGCAGUGGAGACGCAACAGUCCAAAGAGUACGAAGUGGCCGCCAUCAAGAACAUUCAGGAUAUUUUGAUGCAAUGCGAACAGUCGGUGCCGUCGCCCAAUGUGUCUUUGCCCGCCCGACCUCCUUCAUACAAUGCGAAUGUGUCCACUCAAAACAAUCUCAACUACCCGCCUCCGCCCAACUACCCUCAGGUGAAAUACCAGCGACCAAUGGGAGUGAGGAGCGGCGCGCCACCGCACUAUUCCAACGCCAACUACAACGCUCAAACCCAGAUGCAGCUGGAGCAGCAGCAGCAGCAGCAGCUGAAGAGGCGCCAGCAAAUCGAGGAGCACAAGCAUCGACUGUUACAACAGCAGAAGCAACAGCAGCUGCUAAUUCCGUCCAACGCCACAUCGGCCGAGAUCAAUUCGAUGCAGAACAUCGACAAUUUACUGAACACUGCAGUGGCCCCCAACGUGACACUGCAACGAUCCAAUAGCGUACCUGAGGCGCAACUUUCCCCAGGAUACUCCAACCAGAUGCAGGGUGGAAAUACCCUUUCCCAGACGAACCAAAGAGGGGUAAAUCAGGGAAACCAGCAGCAACAGCAGCCCUAUUCGCCGCACGCGCAAAUGCCCUCACCAUUAGGACAGCAGAAUUUCCAAGCUCAAAACAACGUUGCCAGCAACUACAACCAGCAGCAACAGCGCGGUUCGCCGCAGGCGCAAUUCAACGCGCAACUGUCGCCAAGGCAAAACUACCCCCAGCAGGGGAAUGGAGCGGCUGCAGCCCCCAAUUGGAACACGCAGCAACGAUUGACGGUACAGAAUCCUAUGUUGAACGCCCAACUGACGGGAGCGUUGACAGGCCGAGGCAACUUCCAAAGGCCGCCCGGACAACAGGCGCAGCCGCAACGCACGCUGAGUAGCCCGGUGGGCGUGCCGGGCGUGGCACGUCAAUCGUAUGGAGGUGACCAGUUCAACCAGCCCACGUCUCCGACCACCGCCUUCAACCAGACGCAGUUCUUACAGAGAUUGCAAAGGGCUAACAGUGUGCCGACUACCAGUUCGCCGAUGACAGGACAAUAUCCCGGCAAUAAACACUAUCCCCCCAAUCCUCUCCAAUCCAUUCCGCAAAACCCUCUGAUGUACGCGCAGCCGCCCACCCAGCAGGACUCGUAUAACUGUUACGAGGCGCAGCAGCAGCAGUCAAACUUGGCCGGUUACGAGCGCAGGGCCAGCGCGCCCUCUGCGCAGCACAUGCAGUCCGCGCUUGGCCGGCUCCAAUGCAUGGUUUUCGCAGGAAAAUCUUCAUGGGAUUUUUCGCCUGCAGGUGUGGCCGGCUCCAAUCCCACCUCGGAGUUCGUCAGGCAGGAGUUGCGUGCAGUCGUCGGAGCUCGAACUGCUCAAUCCCAACCGACGGGGCAACGGCCGGGUCCUUCUGCAGCUCAACAGCUGCAGCAGCAGCUCGGUCAGCAGGGCGUCGAUUUGGAGUCUUUGGGCCUCACUUUCGAAAUGCCUACUGGUGCAAGUGAUAGCCCAAAACUUUGGGGCGCGAUGGGGUCAGAAAUGGGGUCAAUGUCUCCGCAGCCAGCCACUUCCAGGACUACUAUGGACGAAGGUCGGCCCGGUGAUCACAGCAAAACGUCGCUUCUACAGCAGUUGCUUUCAGAUCAGAGUAAAUAAGCAGUGGUUUGGUGUUGAAACAUGUGUUUUAGGAAGAAUCUGUCUGUCUAUGUAACCAGAUGUAAACCCUUAUUGUUAAGAACCUAUCCAGAUGUUACUGAUUAUUAAUUAUCUAUAGUGUAUGUGAACCAAAGAUGUCGUGUAUACGUGAUCCGUAUUUGCUCAUGUGAUGACUGUACAUUCAUAUAAUGCGGCAGAGUCGGCUAAAACACUUGUUUAUCUUGAUAUUUAUUCUAUUUAACCAUGGGAAUCGUCCCGCUUACACUUAUUUACUUUAAUCUGUCGGGGAGUGGCUAUGACUUGGGGCACAGGCCUGAAUUUGGAUUAUACAAAAGAUGUACAUACAGAAGAUGAACAGAGAGAGAUAUAAUUCUACUAGGUACCUCAUCCGUUAAGGCUGCUUUGCUACUUUUACUUCGCGUGGAAGAAAUCUUUUGCCGCCCAGUUUAUCCAGGCUUAAUCUGACCAGAGACAAAUAAUAAUGAGACUGGAGGUUCCCUGCUAACAUUGAAAACAAGCAGACCUCCGUGUUAGAUCGUGCUGAUAUAGGAAUACUUAACAAUAUUUUUAAUACAUAUUCAGGUUCUGCAUUGAAUUCGGGGCAUUUUUCAUAUAACACUCGUGCCUAAAUUCAAAAGUUUUGGACCUUAUUAUUUUAGUUAAAAAAAUAAUAAUAAAGUUUACAUUAGCUGCGAUCCCAUACUCCUGAUUUCAGUCCCGAGUAUGUUAUACAAAAAUACUUCGAAUUCCAUGUAGAACUUGAAUCUGAAUUAAUCCAUUGAAAAAAAAAUAAACUUCUGACUGGCAUAACUAUGUUUUGAGCUACCGUGUAUACUUCAAGGUAACAGUAACACGUAGAACCACAUCACUUUCAUAUGAAAGUGUUUUUUCAGUCGCCUGUUCUGUACGAUCUAAGCAGGGGUCUGGCUUCGCCGAGCCACCCUGUAUAAAGGGUGUCCGUUUUUGGAGCUAUCUAACGCGGAAAUUUAAAAUUAAUAAUACUUCAUCAUUGCAUUUUUCUCUUCGCCAAAAACGGACACCCUGUAUACAAGAAGCUGAAACUCUGAAAUAAAAAGCGGCAAUACAGCCUUAAGUACCGCAGGCUGUAAUCUAGACAGGUUAGCUGUAUCGAAAGUGCAUUACUACUAUUGCUUGUUGUAUAAUAUGUUUCGGUUUUUAAGGGUGAUGCGCCAGAUAAAUGCAGAACGAUGCGAGAGUGCAAUUGUGUAAAUAUUUAUAUAUAGUUGAGACCUGUUAAUAGUUGUGUAUUAUAUUAUAUUUUGCUACUGGACUUGUUUAUCAAGUGUGCGGCGUCCUGUUCUUCUACUUCUGCUUCCACUCUUCCCAUCUGCCUAGGCGGGGAAGGGUCGAAGACUAGGCGAAACGUUGUGUGGGACUAACCCAGACCGAAAUGAACCUAGAGCUCUGUCUGCUGCGCAUUACCGAAAGAAAACCCUUUUGAAAAUAGUAACUGUUAAUAUUUUAUACAUAAUUUAACGUACGUUAUUUGAAAGAGUCGUUUUUGUUGGACAUUGUGAUAGGCAAGCGCCAUGUUACUGUUGCUAGGUUCGAUCCUAGGCAUUAUUUUUAGUAGGUAGCGUUCAUACUUGGAUUCUAUUGUCAAUUACCAAUUUUUCUCUUCUCCGCAAAAUCCUUUUUAAUGAUACGAAAGUUUAUGAAUGAACAAAUUGAUAGGCGAAAGGAUUAUUUAAUUACACAGAUAUUUUUUGUACAUUAUUGGAGUUUUGAAAUAUAUAUAUUAAAUAAAAAUUUAAAACAUA
Molecule: messenger RNA, 6558 nt
Organism: Dendroctonus ponderosae (mountain pine beetle)
Lineage: Eukaryota; Metazoa; Arthropoda; Insecta; Coleoptera; Curculionidae
Gene: tai
Product: nuclear receptor coactivator 2
Exons: 20
Coding region: 410-4777 (1455 amino acids)
Biological process (GO): cellular response to hormone stimulus; positive regulation of transcription by RNA polymerase II
Cellular component (GO): nucleus
Molecular function (GO): nuclear receptor binding; protein dimerization activity
Source: RefSeq, a predicted model, not a curated record